This is a messenger RNA of Pectinophora gossypiella (pink bollworm), 1365 nucleotides long. RefSeq names its product tektin-1. The transcript has a single exon. Bases 65 to 1351 code for a protein of 428 amino acids. Gene Ontology annotation, biological process: cilium assembly; cilium movement involved in cell motility. Lineage: Eukaryota; Metazoa; Arthropoda; Insecta; Lepidoptera; Gelechiidae. Gene Ontology annotation, cellular component: nucleus; microtubule cytoskeleton. The record is from RefSeq and is a predicted model, not a curated record.
UCAUGUGAUACUCUUUGCGUUUUGGAUUUAAUUUAGGGGUAAAAUUAUUAUUUAGUUUAUCAAAAUGGGGGAGGCGCAAUUUGGCGUGCGUCACGUUAUAGGGGCGCCUGUUGCUACUACCAGAUUUGCGGAGCAGGCGAUAGUUUGCUUGCCGCCUAGGAGCGCGAAGUUCACGCUUGCGGAGUGGCGGCUGAGCAACGACCAGCGAUGCAGGAACUCGGAGGACCAGCAACAGCUGGCAGACAGGGUCAUCGGAGAAUGCAAGCGCAUCCGGGACGAGACCGAUGAGCGAUCGGACAUCAUGAAGGCAACUUCCGACCACCGCAUCGAGGAGCGCAUCGGUAACAUCGCCUUCAACAAGAACGAGCUCGAAAUACAAAGAAAGGAAAUCUGUCUCGAGCUAGAAGCCCUUAACAUGUACAAGGUGAGACUACAAGAUUGCCUGGCUUCGUUACAGGCCAACGCGUUGACUAUUUGUCGGAAAUGCCUUAUGCUCAGAGACGGGCGACUUGGCAUCGAUUUGGUGGUCGAUGAAGUGGAACACGCUUUACAGCAAGAGGUCAAUACCAUUCUUGGAGGUCAGAGUCUGCUGACCAGAGUGCUUGAGCAGUUGAACGAGCAGAUGCGACGUCUACGCUCCACAAGAUACCUCCUCGACCGCGACCUGCAAUACAAGCAAGCAGCCAUCGACAUAGACAAGGGCAAUCUCUCACUCAAACACACUGACCUCUGCCUUUCCAUCUACGAGGGUUACGCAAACCUGGAUCCGGCGAAUAUAUCUGCUGAUGAAUAUAACGCGUACUCGGCGAAGAAUAUCCAAUUGGCUGCAAGAGAAGUGACCUCUGCGCGACCGAUUCGUAUAUACGUGGACACUUUGCUGAAGCAGGUCAUAGAUGACCUUUGGGCCGCGUACAGGAAAUGCAACCACGAGUUCCAAGAACGCAUUGAAGAUACAAAACGAGCGAAGGCGAAGCUUGAGGAUAUGCAUCGGGAAACAACUCAAAAGAUUGCUGACAUGCAGAACAACAUACUGAUGUUGCAGAAGGCUUUAGCUGAUAAAGAGGGUCAUGUGGCCUUAGCUCAUACGAGGCUCGGAAGACGAGCUCAAAGGGUAGGAGCUGAAUUAGUCCGGGAUCCUGGUGGUCAGGCGUUGUUUUACGAGUGCGAGAUGCUGCGAUACAGCACUGAGCAAUUGCAGCAAAUGCUUCACGAGGCUACUUCUUCACUGCGCUAUCUCUUGCAAACCCAGAUUCAACUGGAGGAAGACAUCAACGUCAAGAUGAAUACGUUGAAGAUUGAUGAGGUAGACUGCAUGACUCUGCGGGAGACCAUGGACUAUCAUGCGUAUUAGAUAUUCAAAAGAGU